AUGAGGCGCAUGCGCGCGGUGGGCGGGCGCUGGGACAGCGGCGCGGCGCGGGGGGGGCGCGCGGCUCUCGGUGCCGCCGCCGGGAGCGGCGGGCGCGGCGGGGCCGCGGAGGCGGGCGGCGGGCGGCAGGGCUGGCGGGGCGAGUCGCGGGGGUCGCCGCAGCAGCUGGCGGAGCGGUACGCGGACCUGGCGGCCAGCCACAGCGAGGCGCUGCGGCAGCGGGAGGAGCGCGAGUGGCACAACGCGCGGCUGCGCCAGGAGAACGCGCGGCUGCGGCUGGAGAAUCGCCGCCUGCGCCGCGAGAACCGCUGCCUCUUCCGACAGGCCCUGCUGGGGCCCGGCCCUGACAAGCCCCCCGCCGACCCGGGCGAGGAGGCGGAGGCCCUGCGCGCCCAGCUGGGGCGGCUGCAGGAGAAGCACCGCCGUGCCUUGCGGCACCUGCGGCGCUGCCGGGCCGCCGGCGGGCCCGAGGCCUCGGGAGCCGAGGACGGGGAGUUGGACGAGCUGCUGCUGGACGAGGACGAUCAGCCGCUGGAUAAGAAGAGCCUGGUGCCGGCCGUGUAGGCGGCCCCGGUGGAGGGGGCGGCGCCGGCCAGCGCUGCCGGCCCUCCCCGCCGCCACGGGAUGUAUACCCCGGAAGCGCUGACGGUGAUCGAGGAGAACCAGGUUCAUGUGGGAAACUGACGCUUGGAAGACGAGAGGAAUCCCUCGAAGCGGCUGUUGUCAUGGAGAAAAGAAGCGCGGUGAACAGAGCACUUGAUCUCGUGUCAUCCCACAGCACUGAACUGUGCUUCCUUUGGGGACCAGCUGUGGAUCACCUUUUUUUUCUUGAGUUAGCGACUGUCGUGUAGGCUUCAAGAGCAAUGGAGACUGACUAGUUCUUAGUAGUCGGUGUAUGUUAGGCAGAGGAGUGGAGGAAGCUUGAAAGCUUUUGUCAGUGCUCCAGUAAAAGUUGAUGAUCAUUUGAACUAUGAAUUGCCUUGGACACUUAACUGCAGAACACUAUUUGUAUUUUUAAUGAUGGACUUUGUUCACUAUCACAUGAAUACUGAUUUGAAUUUCACAUUUUCACACAAAACUGCAGCUAAUCAAUAAAAUUACGAUACACCAAA
This is a messenger RNA of Corvus hawaiiensis (hawaiian crow), 1112 nucleotides long. It is a transcript of the gene TUSC1, whose product is annotated as tumor suppressor candidate 1. Bases 1 to 564 code for a protein of 187 amino acids. The transcript is spliced from 2 exons. The record is from RefSeq and is a predicted model, not a curated record. NCBI's taxonomy places the organism in Eukaryota, Metazoa, Chordata, Aves, Passeriformes, Corvidae.